CCUAGUGCCUCUCAUCCCGAGAGGUUUAGUUUCUCUGAUAUCUUCUCCGUAGAUUUUCUCUUCAGGCAAACAAGAUGCAGAUCUUCGUUAAGACACUCACCGGCAAGACAAUCACGCUGGAAGUCGAGAGUUCUGACACGAUCGACAACGUGAAGGCCAAGAUCCAGGACAAGGAAGGGAUCCCACCGGACCAGCAAAGGCUUAUCUUUGCUGGGAAGCAGCUCGAGGAUGGCAGAACCCUGGCCGAUUACAACAUCCAGAAGGAGUCGACUCUCCACCUCGUCCUCCGUCUACGUGGUGGGAUGCAAAUCUUCGUCAAGACCCUGACGGGUAAAACCAUAACCCUGGAAGUCGAAAGCUCCGACACCAUUGACAACGUGAAGGCCAAGAUCCAGGACAAGGAAGGAAUCCCACCGGACCAGCAAAGGCUUAUCUUUGCUGGGAAGCAGCUCGAGGACGGCAGAACCUUAGCGGAUUACAACAUCCAAAAGGAGUCAACCCUCCACCUCGUCCUCCGUUUACGUGGUGGGAUGCAAAUCUUUGUCAAGACCCUGACGGGCAAAACCAUAACCUUGGAAGUUGAAAGCUCCGACACCAUCGACAACGUGAAGGCCAAGAUCCAGGACAAAGAAGGAAUUCCCCCGGACCAGCAAAGGCUUAUCUUUGCUGGGAAGCAACUCGAGGACGGCCGAACUUUGGCGGAUUACAACAUCCAAAAGGAGUCAACCCUCCACCUGGUCUUACGUCUCCGUGGUGGGAUGCAAAUCUUUGUCAAGACCCUGACGGGUAAAACCAUAACCUUGGAAGUUGAAAGUUCCGACACCAUCGACAACGUGAAGGCCAAGAUCCAGGACAAGGAAGGAAUUCCGCCAGAUCAGCAAAGGCUUAUCUUUGCAGGGAAGCAGCUCGAGGACGGUCGAACUUUGGCUGAUUAUAACAUUCAGAAAGAGUCGACCCUUCAUUUGGUUUUGAGGCUUCGUGGUGGGAUGCAGAUUUUCGUCAAGACUCUGACAGGGAAAACCAUUACUUUGGAGGUGGAGAGCUCGGAUACGAUUGAUAAUGUUAAGGCAAAGAUUCAGGACAAGGAAGGGAUUCCACCAGAUCAGCAAAGGUUGAUUUUUGCUGGGAAGCAAUUGGAAGAUGGAAGGACUUUGGCUGAUUACAAUAUUCAGAAGGAGUCCACCCUUCACCUGGUCUUGCGCCUUCGUGGUGGUUUCUAAGCUCCCUGUGGGCCUGGAUUUGGUUUAUGUGAAAGGAUUGUGUUGUCUGGCCCUGUUGAGGCCUUUAAAUUAAAAUUUGAAAGUCUUAAAUAUGUCUGCCUUCGCUUUAUGUAAUGCUUUAUUUUGAAUAAAAUUUUCAUAUUUGCUGCUA
Theobroma umbraticum is the source of this 1371-nucleotide messenger RNA. RefSeq names its product polyubiquitin. The record is from RefSeq and is a predicted model, not a curated record. Gene Ontology annotation, molecular function: protein binding. NCBI's taxonomy places the organism in Eukaryota, Viridiplantae, Streptophyta, Magnoliopsida, Malvales, Malvaceae.